AUGAGUUAGCCAUAAGAUUUUUCGCAGGGACUAGUAGCGACAUUGAAAAAGAAAGUCCGCUAACUCUAGGAUGAUUAUGCGAAAUUUAACUAGAUGAGGAUGAAGUAGGCCUCAUAAAGUGUUGAUUCUCAAAGCUAUAUUAACUCUGGUACCGAAGUAUAUAUUGUUGAUGCUAAAUGGAUUGAGCAUUGGAAGUCUUUGUGUGGACAAUAAAAUAGCCAGCAGAAUCAAACAAACAAUCCAUAAUAAUGCAAUAAUACUAUUCCUACGAUAACUUAGAAGAGUAAUUCAAGCUCUAAAAAUAUGGAUUCAAAGGAGGAAGCUUCUUCAAAAAGCAAAGGCUCAACUCUCACAAAGGAAUAGCAACUUAACAAAGAGGUAGAUAUAAGCGUAAUUACUAAUUAAAGACUAAUUGUACCUAAAGAGACAAUAAUUUGCUGUUCUGAAUUUGAUAAUCCAUUCAAUAAUGUCUUGAAGGAUGAUUUAUUGUUAGGAGAAGACUAUCUAUUAAUAUCCAAAGAUUAGUGGAACUUUUUAGAGCAAAACUAUACUGAUACUGGUAAAGCAAAGACAUUUACAAUAAGAAGAUUUUAUGAAAAACUUGGAAUUGGAAUAAGGACUAUUUAUGUUGUCUAUUACAGCAAAAAAAGAACAUGGGAAGAAUUUAAGAUUAGACUUGUAAAGUUAUUGAAAGAAGAUUCAUAAAUGACAAAGCUUAUCGGAAGUCUUAAUAUUACGAAGGAAAAAUUGAAACUAUGGGGAUGUAACACUUCAGCACUAAAGAGUAUAUAUGAUUAAUUGAACGAAUAGAAUUCUGAUUAAAAUACCAUAUCUCAAAGUGAUUGCGGAUUAGGCUCUGCAGCCAUGAUUAUUGAUGAUUAGGUUCAAAAUUACGACAAACUGCUUUAAACUUUCACUGCAAAUGCCUGGCAGUACAUUAUUGCAGCUAAGAGUGCUAAACUACUGAUCAUAAAUAUCAUCUUGAAAAAUGUAAUGCAUGGGUUCUUUAAGAGCGAAUUGAACUAUAAAAAUCCGCUGGGAGCUUAGGGGCAACUUGCAAUAGCAUAUGCAAAACUUAUUAAAUAGCUGUGGUAUGAUGAUAAACUUUCCUUGGCACCUUGGUAGUUCAAAAAAACUAUAGGGAAAUUCGCUAAAGCUUUUAAUAAUUAUGAGUAGCAAGAUUCCCAGGAGCUCCUUAACUUCAUCCUUGAUGGCCUUCAUGAGGAUUUGAACAGAGUUCUAGAAAAACCAAUAGUUCCAUAAAUCGAAUCAGAAGGCUUAAACGAUGAAAAAGAUUCAGAAAAAUCCUGGCAAAAUUAUCUCAAGCGAAAUCAAUCAAUAAUCGUUGACUUAAUGCACGGCCAGUUCAAAAGCACAGUAAGAUGUCCAGACUGCGACAAGUUGUCAAUUACUUUCGAUCCCUACAUGAGUAUUAGCCUUCCCAUUCCAGAAAUAAAAAUUGUGGAAAAAGAGUACUUCUGGGUGCCUUACGAUACCAAAAAGAAAUGUGUUAAGAACUUUUUCAGAUUCAAAAGCCACGAGUAAAUCAAAAGCUUGAGAAAGCUGAUAGCUAACAUGCAUGAUGUCAACUAGGAACAAUUCGAAUUAGUUCUCAUUUAAGAUGAUUAAGUGAAACGAAUCCUCCCAAGAUAUGAAUAAAUUAGCGCAUUGAACGGCACUAAUAUGUUCAUUUUUGCUAUGGAGACUAGCUACUAGAGCUUUCUUUAGCAAAAGUAAGCUAAUAAGGAACACUAGCCUAGUUAAUAAUAAUUUUUCAGCCAGGUACCUGAGGAAAAUCAAGAUAACCCAACCUUAGUUGAUUGGAGUGAUAAAAAGGGAGCUAAUGAACUUAGCAAAAAGCUUAAAAAUGGGUAUAUCUAGACGAUUAUCAAUCCCUAGAUUUGCCAAUUCGAUGACUAAGAUAUUUCAGAGGAAGGAUAAAUGAAAAUUAGUUUUGAAAAAAUAUUUCCAAGAUUAGUGUACCUACGUUUGAAUGAGAGCUUGAUCCAAACUCAUCUUGAUAUAUUUGAAUAUCUUCGACCACUAUUCACUUCUUACUUGGAAAACAUAAACAACCUAACAAGUUUUUGCAAAUCCUUUGCGAAAAGGAAAAAUCAGGUUUAGGGACCCAGUGUGAUAAAAGAUCUGGGGCUCUGGAACGUUAUGAGUUUAAAUCAAUAAUAUGAAUCUGUUUUCGGAGGAGCUCAUGACCCAUCUAGGAAAAAAAUUGAAGAUCUACCCUAUUAAAUAAACAUCGUAAGCAGAAAGGUAACUGUGCAAACAGAGGACGGCCCCAUUUAGUAAUGUUCUUACUGUGAUAGAGAGGAGUGCGAUAACUGCCCUCUUCCUUUUGAUGAUAGAAUAACUCUCCAUGAGUACCUAAAUAAGAAAGGGAUAUCAACACAGUCAUUUUAUUACUAUGAAGAUCCUAAAACAUUAUCAUCGGCAGCUACCUCAAAAGAUAGCAAGAAGCCUAGAUCAGGCUAAUAACCCAAUAAAAGAUAGCUCACUAAUCUGGAGUUCGAAAUUGAAAUCAACAUUAAUUCAAGGAAAUUCUGGGGACUCUACGAAAUACUAAUUAGAUUCUUGAUGCAUGACAAAGUUUAUCCAGAAAGAAUACAAAGCCCUAGUAAGUUUUAAUAAAACUUCUUUGCUGAUCGGGUGACUAUCGAUGACUGUUUCAAGCAGUUCAUGAUUCCAGAGAAGUUGAGCCACCAGAACACAUGGUUCUGCAAUAAAUGCAUGGUGCACAAACAGGCUGUCAAAAAGAUUCAGAUAUUUAAGACUCCGCCUAUAUUAAUACUAAACCUUAAGAGAUUUAAGGGUAACUAGACCAAGCAAAACUCAUUCAUCGAUUUCCCAGUGAGAGGUCUUGACAUGUCAGAGUACGUCAUCUCGCAAAAAUAAAAGUAAAGCUCCAAUCUCGUCUACGAUUUGUUUGCAGUGUCUAAUCACUACGGUUAGCUUCUGGGAGGCCACUAUACUGCCUAUGCGAAAAAUCAUGAUACAUGGUUUAGAUUCAAUGAUGACCAGAUCGAAGAAAUAGAGGAUGAAAGCUAAAUAGUUACAAAUGCAGCCUACAAUCUUUUCUAUCAAAGGAGGGACUUGAAUUUCAGAAAUCUAAACUACUUCAAGAUCUCAAACUUCUGCAAAGGGGAGUGA
Messenger RNA from Stylonychia lemnae, 3162 nucleotides. NCBI's taxonomy places the organism in Eukaryota, Ciliophora, Spirotrichea, Sporadotrichida, Oxytrichidae. The record is from the annotation of a GenBank genome assembly.